CCCAGUGAGUCGUGGAGGAUGGCUGCUUAUACUGAGCCAGGAUCCUCUGGAGGUUUCUUCCUGUUAAAAGGGAGUUUUCCUCUCCACUGUCGCUUUAUGCUUGCUUAGUAGAGGAUUGCUGUAAAGACUUUGACACUAGUCAGUGACUUGAUGCAACCUGCUGGGUUCUUUAUAUAGAAAACUUCUGACUGAUUGGCUUUAUGAACUGACCUGUACUGGAAUGUUUACUUUGUGAAGGGCCUUCAGACGACUUAUGUCAUAAUUUGGCGCUAUGUAAAAAAAUUUAACUGAAUGAAAUUUCAGGUCCGAGGACUUAACAAAAGUUGUUUUCUGGUCAGUGUUUGCAGGUGGUGAGUGGCGUCAUGAGUGUUGGUGUUGGACUUCUGUUUGCUGUGACGCAGGACAUGCAGCAGUCCUUUCUCACUCUGUUCAGAGUCUCACACCUCACUGGAGCUCUGGUAAUUUUCAGCUCAAAUCAUAUUAAAAAAAUGAACGAAAUCCUCUCUAAUCUCUGUUCUCCUCUACAGUACAUCUGUGCUGGACUUGUUACCAAUCUGUUGUUUAAAUAUCCAUCAUUAUUAGCUGUGUCCUUUGUGCUGAACUGCGGCUGCAUCAUUGUGGGUGUUAUUGGAGCUAUUCUGAUAAGUGCUGAUGUAGCUCUUUGGAAGACAGAUAAUGAACCAUUUAUGAGAAUGGAGGUGCUGCAGCUUUGCGUGCUGGGUCUGGAGGUCUUCCUAUCUGCAGUUCUUUGCUUCUGGUUUGUUAAGGAGAAACCACCAAAAUCUACUGAAAGAUCAACUUAACUACAUGGUGGCAUGUUUGUAAAGACCCUACAUGUAGAGACAAAACAAGAAGACUUCACUCUUAAGUAGAACAGAAUAUUUCAUGCUUUCAAGUGCGGCUUUUUGCUGCUUGUAUUAAUGCAACCCCCAGUCCUCGUCCUCAGCAACAGACCAGGUUGUGGUCUACGUGUUAAGUUCUGACACUGGCAGCAAACAUGAGAGUUGUGGUGGAGGUGUCACUUCCUCUCAAAUGAGGAAAAACACCACAUGUCAUUCUCCUCGAACGCUGUGUCUGUAACGGCAGGAUCGGGUCUAACUUUUUUGUGUCAGUUUGCAGAGGUUACUCUGUGUGUGUGUGUGUGUG
Molecule: messenger RNA, 1146 nt
Organism: Nothobranchius furzeri (turquoise killifish)
Lineage: Eukaryota; Metazoa; Chordata; Actinopteri; Cyprinodontiformes; Nothobranchiidae
Source: RefSeq, a predicted model, not a curated record